This is a messenger RNA of Zingiber officinale, 3672 nucleotides long. RefSeq lists its product as uncharacterized. Gene Ontology annotation, cellular component: intracellular membrane-bounded organelle. The record is from RefSeq and is a predicted model, not a curated record. Bases 277 to 3486 code for a protein of 1069 amino acids. The transcript is spliced from 2 exons. Lineage: Eukaryota; Viridiplantae; Streptophyta; Magnoliopsida; Zingiberales; Zingiberaceae.
ACUCACUAGGUCGUGUAUCAGCGGUCUUUUUGUAAUUCAAUCUUCGUGCUCUUCCUUCCCUGCUGCUCACAGUUGGUUGGUCAACAAAGGAAGCAACCUUCCUGGAUGCAAUAAUCUCAUAAAUUUUCAUCUUUUUUUUUCCUAACAGGAAUUUUGUGAUGGAAAAAUGUCUGUAGCUCAUCGCACAGACAAGAAUGGGGAUCAAGGUGUUGGAGUAAUGCAGCUGUUUCAGCUUCCUCUUCAGGUUUCUGGAUCGUCGAGUUGUGGGGUUUAGGUAUGGAUGCCACACUUCCUUUGGCUCUGAGGUUGUGGGUUUUGGGGGUCUCAGUGGUUUUCAUACUGCCCGCCACAUGCUCGAUGAAAUAUGUGAGUGAACAAACCUUGGAUGCAACCACAGAAGACCCUUACACACCGUAUGACUAUGCCCGAUUCCCCGAGGUCGAGAAACAUUGUAGCUCUUUCCUCUCAUCUGCUCACAAUUUGGAAUUUGAUUUCAAUAGGGCCAACAACCUCAAAAAGGAGCUAUCCUUUGUCGGGGGAGACUGGAUUCAGGUCUCCGGUGAUGCUCCUCUUAUGCCAUUUGACCCAAGUGAUGCUCCACUUGGUGCUUCUGAUCUUCCUAAUCCCUUGUAUCUUGUUUCGUUCUCGAUGAAACAUGUUGAUCCGCUAGGCAAUUCCCAUAGUUCUCUCAAAGUCAGCGGAGCUUUAGGUCUAGGAAUUUCUAGAAAUGGCACUGCUCCAGAAAGUGUUCUGUACCAAUUCCCGGAGUUCCGGUUUUGGCCCGGGAGUUCUGAGUUCAGAAUUCAAUUUGAAGGUGUUUACAUUGAGUUAGAGAAGAAUGGUGGAGAGAGGGUCUUGUGUCUUUUGGGAAAUGCUUUGCUCCCUUCUCGUGAUACUGAUUCCUCUCACCCAUGGGAAUGGGUGAAAGAUGCAAGUUCGACCAAGUAUCAACAUCCUCACUUGCAAGAUGACCAAAUUUUGCUUGUUCUUCACUACCCCAAGGUGUUCACCUUGACAACUAGAGCUGUCCGUGGUGAAAUGAAGAGCUUGAAUAGACCUCUAAGCCCCAGGUAUUUUGAUGAAAUUCAGUUGUCUUCCAGGCUUGGACCCUACUCAAAUUAUGAGUAUGGUUCAGAAGAUCUUGUUUCAAAGGCCUGUGCUCCAUACCCUUCUGGAGAUGACAUAGUGCAUAACCAGUUGGAGGUCUACAAGGGAGCUGGUUUUUGUGGCAUUCUUUAUCGAUUUGCCUCUAGAGAGUUACUCAACAUUGUGCCAAACUGGAACUGUAACUCCACUGAUGAAUAUUGCCGUAAGCUGGGACCUUUUGUAACGGAGAUGGCAAUCAAUGCCACAGAUGGUGGUUUUGCUAAUGUUGGCCUGAUGAUGCAAGAUAUCAGGUGCGAACCAAGAAUUGACAAGAAUAACAUGAGUCUCGCAAGAGUGUUUACAGUAUUUAGAGCUAUUCCUCCAUGGGAGGAUCAUUACAUGGUAGCACCAAGAACAGGCCUGAAUGGUCUGACUCUUUCAGCUGAGGGAAUAUGGAAUUCUUCUGCUGGACAACUCUGCAUGGUUGGUUGUCUAGGGCUUGACAAUGAAAAAUGUCAAUCUCGCAUUUGCUUAUAUGUCCCCACAUCCUUCUCUAUCAGUCGACGCAACAUCAUUUACGGCAGAAUAUCUAGCAUUGAAGAUAAUAAGGAUUUCUCGCACUUUCCCUUGACAUUUGAAAACCCUGUGCACCCCUCGGAACUACGAAAUAAAAUGAACAGAAAUCCAUUUAUUACAUACAUGUACUCGAAGAUCAAGGUAGCUGGUGCUUUCCUUGAGAGAAGUGAACCCUUCGACUUCGGUAACAUCGUUAAAAAGUCACUCCUAAGCUACCCAAGAAAGGGGAAUGAUGGUGAUGAUGACAUGGCAAAUCUUUCCAAUCUUGCUGAUGCUCUCACUCUCCAUGUGCCAGUUGUGCCAGAUCCAAUACCUGACGUUCACAAAGAGAAGCCAUUCCUUCAGAUGGAAGUGUUGUCUAUUGGAUCACUAUUAUUCGGUCAAUAUUGGACGCUUUCAAAUGCAUCAAUUGCAAGUAACCAGAGUAUCCCACCUUCCAAAGAAGAUUCCACUGAGAAACAACUGCUUUUAAAUGUUUCUGCCGAGCUCAUACUUUAUGGAAACCUUUACACCAAUGUUUCGUUGCUCUACUUGGAGGGCCUUUAUAAUCCUAUUGAUGGAAGAAUGUAUCUCAUAGGCUGCCGGGAUGUGCGUGCUUCGUGGAAUAUACUUUUCGAUAGCAUGGACCUUGAAGACGGAUUAGAUUGUUUGAUUGAAGUAAAAGUGGAGUACCCACCAACAACUGCACGGUGGCUGAUCAAUCCAACAGCAAAGUUCUCCAUCACUAGUCAAAGAAAUGAUGAUGACCCGCUACAUUUUGACCCGCUCAAUCUCCAAACACUUCCAAUUUUCUACAAAGAACAAAAGGAGGACAUUCUUUCUAGGAGAGAUGUUGAAGGGAUUCUACGAAUCAUCACCUUAUCAUUAGCUAUCUUGUUUAUUUUGAGUCAAUUGUUUUACAUCCGAGACAAUGGUGUUGUUGUUCCCUACAUAUCUCUUGUCAUGCUUGGUGUCCAGGCUUUAGGCUACAUCAUUCCUCUGAUUACAGGAGCUGAAGCAUUAUAUGCAAGAAUCACAUCUGAAUCUUACGAGAACCCCUCAUAUGAAUUCAAGGAGAAUCAACGGUUCCAAUUCAUAGACUACAUGGUGAAAAUUCUUGUCUUGGGUGCCUUCUUGUUAACUCUAAGGCUCGGUCAAAAGGUGGUGAAAUCUCGCAUAAGAUUACUUACAAGAACUCCACUGGAGCCAGGACGAGUCCCAAGUGAUAAAAGGAUACUUCUGAUAAGUUUUAGCAUCCACAUGGUUGGUUUUCUGGGAAUUCUUAUCAUGCAUUUUGUCAACGUUUCUCGAAGACCUGUUCACCAGACUACAUACUUGGAUCCAAGCGGGAAUAACCAUAAACUGAAUGAAUGGGAAAUGCUGCUGGAGGAAUACAUUGGUCUUCUUCAAGAUUUCUUCUUGCUUCCCCAGAUCAUUGGAAACUGUCUGUGGCAAAUUAGUUGCAUGCCAUUGAAGAAAACCUAUUAUAUUGGAAUAACAAUGGUAAGGCUACUUCCGCAUGUCUAUGAUUUCGUAAGAGCUCCAGUGUUCAACCCAUACUUCUCUGAUCAGUAUGAAUUUGUGGAUCCAAACUUAGACUUCUUUUCAAAGUUUGGAGAUAUUUUUAUUCCAGUCACUGCAGUUGUUUUUGUUAUUGUGAUAUACAUUCAACAGAGGUGGAAUUACGACAAAUUGAGUCAGGUACUGAGAUCAGGUCAGAAUAGACUCCUUCCAUCUGGUUCCAGAGUCUAUGACAGAUUGCCGUCAAUGUCAUUCGAAGCAGAACUUGUCGCUGGUGUCAAUGAAACUGAAAUUGAAAAAAUUCCAAGCGAGGAGGAAGCAUGAUCACCAUGGGGAAAAAGCUCCAUGGUUCAUCACCAUUUAGGUUCUAAUUUAAUGUUUGCUGAAUGAGUAUAAAAUCUUUUUUUUUUUCGUUUUUAGCAUAGAACUCUUUUUCGAACUGCAUUAAUGUAAACUCUACCAAAGGUGUUUCCAUCAGUUGGCUAAUUAUCAUCUUAACGCUUUGGGUUC